GGGUGAGUGGCAAGAGGGUGGCAUAGGAGAAAUAGUAUACGCAAACAGCCCUUAGCGCCGCGUCAAAACCGACUCAAAAAACAGAACAGCUAAAGUUUGCUUUAAGACUUUGCGCUUCAUUACUGAGCUCUCGUUAGGUGAUUGUGCACCGUAACUCCCAAACAAGAGAGGGACCUGUUGACUAGGGGACCCUGUGGUGAGAGAAGAGAGGGGUCCCGGAGUAUACAGUGUAUAGUUAGCCAAAACGCAGUAGCUUCUGUGUGCACGUCCAGCGAUGGCAAACGCAGGGAUCCAGCUUUUGGGAUUUGGUCUCUCCCUGGUGGGGAUCAUUGGACUCAUCAUCGGCACCGUCCUCCCGCAGUGGAAGAUGUCGGCGUAUGUCGGAGACAGCAUCAUCACGGCGGUGGCCAUGUAUGAAGGGCUGUGGAUGUCGUGCGCUUUCCAAAGCACCGGGCAGCUUCAGUGCAAAGUCUACGACUCCAUUCUGCAGCUGGACAACGCCCUCCAGGCCACGCGGGCAUUGAUGAUUGUGGGCAUCAUCGUGUCCAUCGCAGGCCUGGGAGUGGCCAGCAUAGGCAUGAAGUGCACCACCUGUGGAGCCGACGACAGGCCACGCAAGUCCCGCAUAGCGGUCACGGGAGGCAUCAUCCUGCUCAUAGGAGCUCUCUGUGCAGUCGUGGCUUGUUCGUGGUUUGCCCACGACGUCAUCCGUGCCUUCUACAACCCCUACACGCCAGUUAACACCAAGUUCGAAUUCGGCGCCGCCAUUUUCAUCGCGUGGGGGGGCUCCUUCCUGGACGUGCUUGGGGGGGCCAUGCUGGCCGCCUCGUGCCCUGGUGGCAAACAGAUGUCCAAAUACCCGCCCAAGAAUGCAUCAAGAGCCCCCAGCAGUGCCAAGGAGUAUGUGUGAACCAGACGCCCUCUGGUGGACAGAGAGAGAAAAACAACAAGGGAUGGUGUAGCGCUCUGUGCUCACCUGCCACAAUGGACUGAGACUGUUUUGUUUUUUUUACUUUUAAAAAAAUAUUAUUCAGCUUGUUUUAUGAUAUUUGUGCACUGAUGAAAACAGGCAAGAGCAAGGGGGAGUUGUGUGUAUGGGGGGGGGGGGGGGGGUACAUUCUGCCCUCUUAUUGAAGAAUUCUCAAGGGUAUAGAGAGUUGCUAUGUUACGUCUCAUCUGAUACACUGGUCUUUCCACUGAUGUCUUUCUCAGAGUAUGACCAUGUAGAAAAAAAGAGUAUGAGGAUCAAUAUUUAGAAAGUUUUGAUAUGUAAAUUCAGCUGUCAGUGUUAUAGCUGCACACUCUCAGGUCGGCGCAACAAAGGGACUUCACUUUGGGAAAAAAAAAUCCGCAACUUUUUUUAGUGGCCUCUUAUACAAAACAUUCCUUAAAUUCCAAUUGAGUGUAACUGAUGUCAUAGCUAUGUACUUAUAGUCUGACUGAAACCGAAACGUCAGUUCACCAAUAAACCGGCCUCAUACGUGAAGUAAGCAGUGUUGCGCUGUUCAUUUUCUUUACAUUUUGAAGAUUAUUCUUGCGAAAAAGCUGCGUCUGCAGUGUAAUUUAUCAAGGUGUGCAGGCUCCCCACUACCCACUGUAUAGCUACAGUAUGUACCUCAAAACUGUGCCUCAAAGGAGGAUGUCAGUAUCCCCCUGUCAGUAUUAGUGUCUCUUGAUGUACCCAUCAAUAAGUCCCCUGUCUUCCAAGCAUCUCAUUCUCGUCUCGGUCCAUACAUAUACAACAUGCAGCCAGGUUAUUAUCCUAAAGCCCAAUUCACGACGAGAUGGAGUUGCAGCGGUGUGAAUUAGAAGUUGCACGUAGUUGCAAGCCGCCGCAAGCCGUCGCAGAGCAUUAAACAUGUUGAGUCGUAGUCACAAGGUUUUAGAACGUCUCGUCUCGUCGGGAAUCUUUGGUCUGAACCCUACUUAACAGGCUCUUUACCUUGUUAUCUUCAUCGUUUGGAACUAGAUACCCCUUCGUCUUUUCAUGCCUGUCUGCUAAACCCAGGGCCAGGAGAGAAACACCUGUUUUUCCUCGGAACAUUGUAGUCAGAUGGACGAGGAAUUUUCCCAAAACAUUCCACUUCGAGGUGAUCUGUGCGACCACAGCAGAUCCUACCCAUCCUCUGACAUCUUAACAGACUUCAUUGUAUUAACCUGUCUCUCUCUCUGUUGGUUUAAAUAUUAAUUAGAUGUGUGAUUUUUUAGAUGUGUGAUCACCAUUUUCAAACCGUAUGACACAUAUUGUUAUGUCACAUGCAUAUUUAAUUCCACUCAUCUUGAAACUACAAUAGGCUUAAUGGCUUAAUACUGAGUGUACAACGAAUUGAAAUUUGGGUGAUGCUCUAUGCAUAUAGUAGGUUUAUCAACUACAUCUCCAUUAUUACAGGGUGCUAGCCCUUUUCCCAAAUAAAAAAAAAUCU
This is a messenger RNA of Sardina pilchardus (European sardine), 2423 nucleotides long. It is a transcript of the gene cldn7a, whose product is annotated as claudin 7a. The transcript has 4 exons. Gene Ontology annotation, cellular component: bicellular tight junction; plasma membrane. Bases 275 to 910 code for a protein of 211 amino acids. The record is from RefSeq and is a predicted model, not a curated record. NCBI's taxonomy places the organism in Eukaryota, Metazoa, Chordata, Actinopteri, Clupeiformes, Clupeidae. Gene Ontology annotation, molecular function: structural molecule activity. Gene Ontology annotation, biological process: cell adhesion; bicellular tight junction assembly.